CAAUUGCUUUCUGGAUAUAUUGCAUCAUCUGUACGCGCAGUACGUAAUUACCUCUAUGAAUACGGAACUACGAAUAACUAUGCACUGAUGGGCACGGAUUCGUAUUUCCGAUCGAACGUUUGCUUCCAGGCUGUACAAAAAAUUCCGCAAGGAGCAGCUCAUGCCGAUAACGACAACGAACACCAGCAGCUACAAUCGGCAUGUGAGUCUUGGGGAUUCUACGGUCCAUUGCCGCCACCACCCAAUCAGUACACGGAAAUCAGGCGACCAGCAGCGCGUAACAGCGAACCAACAGUUCGUUGCCCAGUGAUUAAUCGUCGGCAGCACCAAUCGCAUGCUCUUCGCCAGGUGAAAUUUUUGCAUCUUUCUGUUUUAAAUAUGUUUUUUUUUUGUUCAAACCGUUAG
This is a messenger RNA of Gongylonema pulchrum, 405 nucleotides long. The record is from the annotation of a GenBank genome assembly. NCBI's taxonomy places the organism in Eukaryota, Metazoa, Nematoda, Chromadorea, Rhabditida, Gongylonematidae.